UCACUGUAUUCCUGCUGUAUGAUACAGUAGCACGUAAUCAAUACUCCCACGAAUUCGCUUCUCCUGCUCAUCGUAUUAUCAUAACAUAACCUCCACGUACAAGAAAGCCGUGAUUUCAAUUGUUUCGUGCCUUACAACUUGUUUUACGCUUGUAUUUAAACCCCUAACACAGCAAAGAAGUGUGUGAUUGCGAGUGUAAGCAUGUAAAGAACAGACAAGCACAGAUAACACAGGCAAUAAUAAUCACGCAUCAUUCUGAUCGACAAUAACAUUGCGCAAUUUUCAAAAAUUCACGUUUCCUUAUUCUUUUUCUUCAUUUUUUAUGAACUAAUAUUGUCAUGACUACACCCACAGCACUAACACAAACAAAUAUUGAAAGCGUUACGUAUUAUCACGGACAAUGUUCUGUAUAGAGAAGAGAACGUCUUCCGAAGUGCUUUUUGAACAAGUAAUAAGCAAACAAAUAUAACACAAGAUAAGAUAUUUAUACAACAAACAUAGACUGUUGUCAUACGCUCAAAAAUUACAUACAUUUUUAUUUGUUUUUAUUUAUUUACACAAGAAAUACAUAACUAAAUUGGCAUCCGCUAUCUCUUAAUUAAAUUAUGUCACUUUAGUCUGCUGAUUAAUAAGAAGCUUCAUGUUUAUGUUAGUCGGAGCAUGGUUUUUGUUAGACUUUACUCGCUUUACGUUUGCUCAAAUUUAUCACGUGUGUUUUAAUCGCGACAAAUCGCAGCAGGUGCGCUCAUUGUUGCUUUUAUCACCUUAUCUACCUGCUUCUGUCGAUCAUAAAUCUGUGCAUAAAAGUGCGCUUCGUUCAACGUGUGCGUUAGCAAUGAGUUUGAUUGAUUUGAGCGAUGGCGAGGAGGCUUUUGAAGCGCUGGAAUUAAUGCCUAAUGAUCGUGUUGCAAGCAAGAUCGUCCAUGUGCAUCCUGUGGGGAAGUGCCUUGAUCCGGGGUCGUAUUUGGUUGUCCGUGGACGUACCCAUUUUGGAUGUACCAGGUUUGCUGUCGAUUUCACAUGUGGGAACCGGUCAUUGGUAGACGGCACAAUCGCUUUUCAUUUCAAUCCGCGCUUGCAGGAAGGUUACGUUGUGCGGAAUAGCCUGCUGAAAGGGUACUGGGGUGAAGAGGAAACCACUUCUCCAACACGUCUCACCCUCCGACCGGAUGAAGCGUUCGAGCUAAUCUUUUAUCUCACGGCCAGUGAUUUCUAUGUCAGCGUGAACGGUCGCCAUUUUUGUUCCUUCCGGCACCGCGUGCAUCAUGAUCGCAUCACUAACGUUGAGUUUGUGGGCGAUAUAACUAUCACUGAAUGCCAUACGAAACAUUUCGAAGAUUAUCCUUUUAUUCCUGAAAACAAACUUGAAGUUUACGAAAUUCCAUGUGAUGAAAACUACACCGAUGAUCAAGAUUUAAAACUUCGUAUGCCAUUUUUGGGAAAACUGAGUCAACCAUUAAACAUUGGAACACAACUAGAAAUAUGUGGGAAAGUAAAACUUCUUCCACAUUCGUUUUAUGUCAAUUUACAAAACGGACUGAAUAUUCAUCCACAUGCAAUAAUUCCUUUACAUUUGAAUCCAAGAUUCAGUGCUUGCUGUGGUGCAAAUGCAUUUGUUCGUAAUGCUUGGUCAGAUGGCAAAUGGUAUAAUGAAGAACGAGCUCCAGGUUUUCCUUUUUCUCCUGGUUAUUCUUUUACGUUGGUCAUCCGUGUAGAGAUGGAUUUUUAUGCGAUUUAUGUGAAUAACCAACUCAUCGCUGAGUAUCCCUAUCGAGUGCGGAAUAAACAUUUUGUUUCUGCUGUGUACAUCCAGGGUGACAUCUAUCUACGCCAUAUUUCUAUACAGAAAAAGAGCAGAUACGCUCAGUAUGGUUUUAACGAAGAACAUGCUGGAUUAGUACUGUAAUUAAUGAUUAAAUAUUAAUCUUAAUUAUGCGUAUAAAAAGGUAAUGAGUUGUCGAUGGUUUAAUUUAAAUAUUUAAACAUGAUGCUUAUGAAGGCCGGUUCUUCAUUCAUUUUAAAUGUGAGAUAAAUUUGUAAUGAAAGCAUUUAUGAGUGUUCCAGUGUUUUUGGAAAUUAUGAAAAAUUGAGAUAAUGAGAAUUUGAUUUUGUGAUACAAAGAGAUUUAGGUUUGAUUAUUUUAAAUUGUAAUUUCUAUUUAGGAGAAUACUCUGCUAAUAUUAUGAAUCAGUGUUUAAUUAUAAAUUGAAGCGUAUUUUUAUUAUGAUUUUAUUAAAAUGAAAACAAUAUAUACUAACAAUGAUCCUACCAAGCUAGUAUUUAUAUAUAUUGUUUAUAAUUAAUAAGUAGAAUCUGAAUAAACCGCAAGUUCUCACUGGUGUAAGUAAA
Molecule: messenger RNA, 2349 nt
Organism: Dalotia coriaria
Lineage: Eukaryota; Metazoa; Arthropoda; Insecta; Coleoptera; Staphylinidae
Product: galectin-8-like
Exons: 4
Coding region: 641-1906 (421 amino acids)
Molecular function (GO): carbohydrate binding
Source: RefSeq, a predicted model, not a curated record